Molecule: messenger RNA, 480 nt
Organism: Gongylonema pulchrum
Lineage: Eukaryota; Metazoa; Nematoda; Chromadorea; Rhabditida; Gongylonematidae
Source: the annotation of a GenBank genome assembly
AUGCAGGCGCUAGUAAAUGGUGCUCCGGUGAUAAUGCCGUGGCAGAAAGUGGACAGUAUUGACGGAGCUUCGCUUAUUUCGCUUCACAGAAAUGAUGACUGGACUAUCCUGAAAACGUAUGAUGGACUGAUGGUGCGAUGCAACAGUCAAUGGCACAUUUGUGAAAUUAUAUUGCCGGGAAGGAUGCAUGGACGAAGCAAUGGCCUGCUCGGACCUAAUGACAAUGAACCCUCCAACGAUCAAAAUCUGGUGGAUGGAAGGCAUAAUGAUCAGUUGAAUGUUUUGGCUGAGCACUGGGCAGUUAAUGGAGCGUGUCGUCGAAAUGAAGCGCCGGAUUUGACUCACCGUGAUGAUGAGCACUGUCAGUCUUACUUCCAAAGUUCAAGUAGCCCGCUUCGACUCUGUUUCGCUCAGGUGCGGAAUUUUUUUUUUGUACAAUGUUUCGUUUUCUUAAUAAUAAAUCACCUAGCGGCUCACUAA